This is a messenger RNA of Biomphalaria glabrata, 3605 nucleotides long. RefSeq names its product solute carrier family 52, riboflavin transporter, member 3-B-like. Gene Ontology annotation, molecular function: riboflavin transmembrane transporter activity. The transcript is spliced from 10 exons. Gene Ontology annotation, biological process: riboflavin transport. The record is from RefSeq and is a predicted model, not a curated record. NCBI's taxonomy places the organism in Eukaryota, Metazoa, Mollusca, Gastropoda, Planorbidae. Gene Ontology annotation, cellular component: plasma membrane. The coding region runs from base 650 to 2269 and encodes 539 amino acids.
AAAGAUAUAUCUCCCCUUUUUAUUAUCUAAAAUAAUUGAUCAUUAAUUGGUUCAUUUUUUAAUGAUUCAUGUGUUGUCAUCAACAAGGAAUAAUUGUGGCAAAUUGAUUCGACAAGAUGGAGAAAUAACGUGUUCACAUUUGUACCAGACAGACAAAGGGAAUUUGAGCUUUGUAAAAACUGACCACUACAAGAGCAAACUGCCUAACUCUUCUUUCGCCUUUUAAAUCUACAACUAACAUAUUGCUUCUAGAGAAAUAAGGUAGAAUAACAUGAUGAAGUACCAAAAUAAAAAAUGACUGUCGCAGAACAGAUAAAAGAUAUCAUUAUAAAUAUAUAUCUAGGAAGAAUCAGUCACUACCUAAUUACUAGAUCUACAAAGCUGACGAGGCAAUUAAAACACCAAGCAAUAUAAAGAAAUAGCCUCAAAUCAAAACAAAACCUGGACCCAGUUUAUAUAGUUACUGUACCUCAAGUCCACUUGACCUGUAUGUUCUCAUUUGAUAGCCAGUGGAUAAAGUAAGCGUGAAGUCUAUGCUGUAAGCUACAAUUCAGGGUACGGCUCAUUCCAAAGUGUUUAGGAUUGUCGUAUACUAGACAUAUACUUUUCGUUUAGUUUGUGGCCGUCAUCGAGAGCAGUGGUGUGAAAGAUGAGGUUCAACUUGCGGUCAAGUCAAGAUAACAGUAAAUUUGGAGUCCACGUCCUGGUGGUCUUAUUGGGCAUUACGUCAUGGUCAAUCAUGAAUGGACUGUGGGUGGAGCUGCCCAUACUUGUUGUUCAUCUCCCCGAGGGCUGGACAUUACCUUCAUAUCUGACCAUUAUUUGUCAGUUUGGAAACAUCGGCCCUUUAGUUUUUAGCCUGUUGGUUUAUCUGACUCCAAGAAAGAAGAUUGAGACUCCAACAGCGUUCGUCAUUGUUGUAGCGCUGACUCUCUGUGCUGCGCUCUAUGGGUUCUUGUGGCAACAAAGGUCUCCUAUUGGUUCCAAGGAGCACAGUGUCGCUCUGAUGUCUCUGACAUUAUGCCAAUCCAUUUUUGCAGCCACCACAUCCAUGGCUUAUUUGGCCUUCAUGUCCCACCUGAAAGCUCAGUAUAUAGGCAGUAUCUUUAUAGGGAUGAGCCUGAGUGGACUUAUUCCAGCACUAGCGGCCAUUGGUCAAGUCCCUGGAGAGGUGGAAUGCGUUACAAAUGCAAGCAAUAUUACAAAUGUAUCUCUAGUCUAUGAAACAAGGAAUUUUUCACAGAGUAUUUUAUUGGAUUUGAACCUCCUGGGACCUGGUAUGGAAAUGACAAGCAAUCACAACGUAGAUAGUGCAAGACAUCUGCAAAAUGUCAACGGUUCUGAAGUGUCACUACGGCAUUACAACGAAGAGCCCUCCUUCUCCGUGAAGUAUUUCUUUCUGAUGCUGGCGUCACUUGGUGGAUUCUCGUUUCUGUCCCUGGUCUUGCUAAUCCACCAUCCGUAUUGCAAAACGGAACACGUUGACACUAAGAAAGAAGACAAUUGCAGGCUGGUCCAGAUAAAUAGUUUCACAAAUGACUCAAAAGAUACUCAAGCUGAAGAAACAGUGGAAAGAACCCAGUUCGAUCAAAAACAAUUGUCGACUGUUCACACUGAACUUCAGAGGCACCAGCAGUCUGACUGUAAAGAAGACGAUGCCAGCAGUGAUAAAAGUAUCGAAGACGAAAGUAUAGACUUUGAAAAAAAUGCUGCAUUUAAUUCCUUGGAGCUAGAAGAUAAGGAUGAAAAGGAAGGGCAGCUUUCCAGAGCAGAGUCCUGGUAUUUGUUAGGUCUUCUGGCUUGGAUAAACAUGUUACAGACUAGCUUUGUGCUGGCGAUCCAGGUGUUCUCCAGUCUUCCAUAUGGUUUAUUCUUUUACAAUGGGGCGACAAAAGCAGAGAACAUAGUUGACCCAAUCGCUUGUUUUCUAACAAUGUGGGUAAGAGUCAAGUCACUUAGAGUUAUCUCCUUAUUGACGUUGCUAGGGACGCUUUUUAGCGCCUACAUCAUCAUCGUAGCAGCCAUGAGCCCGAACCCAUUCCUAGUUAAACAGACGGCAGGAGGAAUUCUCAUUAUUGCUGCCUGGGUUAUAAGUACCGCUCUGAAUGUCUUUGCCAAGGUAACGAUCGCAAGUGUCAUGCGAAGUCAGGGCCGGAUCUCACUCAUUUACACUGGGGGCAGCACCCAAACUGGUACCCUGAUUGGGGCUGUGCUUGCGUACGUCAUGAUCAAUGAACUGAGACUUUUCAAAGACAGCCCGUGGUGCUAAACAGAGAGAAUUCUAGUGUGUGACAGAGAACGAGACAGACAGACAGACAGACAGAUAUUAAAGUAUUAUAAUUAUGAAGUAAAACUAUCAGCUUGAAAAAAAAAAAUUUAAAAAAUGUAUAUGUGAUACAACUGAAUCGCCGUUUGUAGUGUACGACUGUCAAAACCUUCGUAGCUUCACAUUAUCUUAUUCUUUUAGUUUUCAUAUGAAAAUCAUGAAGUGGUCUCAAUGUAUAUUGUAAAGUAUUUCCUUUCUUCUGUCUAAAUGUACGUGUAGACUGUUAUGGCACGAUUAGGAAAUAAUUCUUUGUUUCGGAAAUAAGAGAAUGUUUGACUUAGUGACUAUGACGUGACUAAUAUUGGAUGGCUGCCUGGUCGUGCGGUUUGCACGCUGGACUGUCGUUCAGAUUUAUCGAUGGUCCCGGGUUCAAACCCUGCCCGCUCCCAUCCCCCGUCUUCAACUCUGAAGGAACAUCCGAAACAUGUAAAACAUUUUACAAACAUUUUAAUAAAAACAAGACUAGGUUUUAUGGACAGAAUGAAAGACCAGCCGACGUAAACAGGCUACUUCCAGGACAACGUAGAAAUAAGUCACAGUUUAUAAACGUAGAGAGUUAGCUGACAUUCGACGGUUCCCUUCAUAGCUAUUAAACUUGUUCGACAUUCAGUAUUAGCAUCGACUACCUUUUAUUGAUUGUUCGGCCUUCCGCCGGUGUUAUUUGAUUAAGUAUUGCGUUGAGUUUUACCUCCAUUUGGUUGAUUUGCAUUAGACACCGCGGAAGCGCCUAACAAGACUCACUGAUUAAACCAAUUUAAAGACUUUGACAAAUUCAGUUUCCUAUAACUUUUAUUUACUAUUAAAAAUCUAGACAUAUGGCGUAAAAGAAUGUACCAUAUCUUCACUUCGUUUUAAUUCACUGUGCUUCACUGAACUUCUCUGCACUUCAAUGCAAUUCCUUGCACUUCAACGGACUUUUCUGUGUUCAACCAGUCUUAAGUGUUUCGAGCCGUAUUCCGCGCUACUAAACUGUUGCGAGACGUAAACUCUAUCUCUAUGCCCGGCCCUAGGUCACUGCAACCAAUGUGGCCGCAGUGUACCUCGCACUUUCAUAGGUCCCGCACUAAUUCUAGGCGUAAAUUAUUUAAUUAAGCCAUUUAUAACUUAUAACAGUGUUCCCGCGCCUUCCUCAUUUUCCAGGUUAAUUUCAAUAUUAGACAUAAUUGUAGGUAUUUCUGUGUAGCAAAUAUACUGCACAGUUAUUUCAUUCCUACCAGUAGAUUAUUUAAUAUCUUGAAUGAUAUUAAGGAGCUUCUAAAUAAAUAUGUCUUUAAAUGAU